This is a messenger RNA of Mollisia scopiformis, 399 nucleotides long. RefSeq lists its product as uncharacterized. The record is from RefSeq and is a predicted model, not a curated record. NCBI's taxonomy places the organism in Eukaryota, Fungi, Ascomycota, Leotiomycetes, Helotiales, Mollisiaceae. The coding region runs from base 1 to 399 and encodes 132 amino acids. The transcript has a single exon.
AUGCCCAACCCCCGCAGACCAGCCCCACAAAUCGAGAUCUGGCGCUCAGAAGUCAGCCGCUCCUUCACCCCCACCGAACAAGUAUACACCUCGCCCCCAAUUUCUCUACCAUCAUUCUGGAAGAAGAUUCUUCGUCGCUCUUUUAUCUCGUCUCCUCUGUCUUUGAACAAGAAUUCUAAAGCCGAGGGCCAGAAUGGGGAUAGGACGGAGAUGUAUGAUAAAGGAGCAGGGGUUCACGAAGGGGACAGGGAGAGGGAAAGUAGUUUACAGUUUGGAAGUGAGGAGAGCGAGGAUGAUGUAUUGAGGGAGAGGAGGGAAAGGUUGGAGCGGGCAGCUAGGUUGCUAAGGAGUGGUGGGAAGGAGAAAAAGGAAGAGGAGGGGAGGAGAGAUGGUGGGUGA